UUACCUACCUCCACUCUUUUUUUAUACAAUACAGUGACCACCUUAUCUUUUCAUCUCUCCCCACAACCACCAUUUGUUCUCCACAUUACCAUCGUCGACAACCAUGCCUAAAUCAUCCAAUUACGAUGGUCUAACCACCACGGACUACGCUUUCACCGAUAAAAACAAAAAAGCUCUUGAGUUCAUUGAGGAUGUGACCUCUAGACCUGACCAAGUCCAACAACAAAUUUUAACCGAAAUUCUCACCCAAAAUGCCACUGUUGAAUACCUCCAUCGCCACGGUCUCUCCGGCCACACGGACCGUGAAACAUUCAAGAAACUUGUUCCGGUUGUCACCUACGAAGAUCUCCAUAACGAUAUCACUCGUAUCGCCAACGGCGAUAAAUCCACCAUUCUUUCAUCCCAUCCCAUUUCUGAAUUCUUUACAAGCCCUAGUGAGGUUGCGUACACACUCAUACCCACCAUGGCUUACUUUGAGUUCCUUCCGGUUCAUCGUACCGCCAGCGGUGUAACCACGGAAAGUGAAAAGGAAAAUCCACAAUUGGUCGAUCUUGCGGACGUGAAACUCGGCCAAGAAUAUGAACUCGUGGUCACGACUUAUGCCGGUCUUUAUAGGUAUAGAGUUGGUGAUAUUCUUAAAGUUGUCGGAUUCAAGAACAAAGCUCCUCAAUUCAGUUUCAUCUGUAGAAAGAACGUGGCAUUAAGUAUUGAUUACGAUAAAACCGAUGAAGUUGAGCUGCAUAAAGCAGUCGAGAACGCAAUUAACCAUUUAGUCCCGUUUAGUGCGAUCUUGACCGAAUACACAAGCUAUGCAGACACGACCACGAUCCCCGGUCACUAUGUCAUCUUUUGGGAGGUUAAUGAAAAUGGGUCGACCCCGAUACCCGUCUCUGUGUUUGAAAAUUGUUGUCUUACUAUCGAAGAGUCGUUGAAUAGUGUUUAUAGGGAGGGUCGGGCUUCAAGUAAUACAAUAGGAGCGUUGGAGAUCAAGGUUGUCGAAAACGGGACGUUUGAUAAGUUGAUGGAUUAUGCAAUAAGCUUAGGAGCUUCGAUUAGUCAGUACAAGACUCCAAGAUGUGUGAAGUACCAGCCAAUCGUGGAACUGCUAAAUGCAAAUGUGGUUUCGAGCUAUUUUAGCCCGAAGUGCCCAAAAUGGUUUCCGGGCCACAGGCAGUGGACCGAUUAACUAAUUCAGGCCCAAAAUGUUUGUUUAGACAAUUUAAAAUCUCUGAAUCUUGUGGUGUUUGGUGUUUUCUAGUGGGUAGGGUCAUGGUGUACGUACAAAAGCAAUUUAAGAAUCGAACAUCAUUUUCGUCUUUAAA
Messenger RNA from Helianthus annuus (common sunflower), 1322 nucleotides. Its product is annotated as indole-3-acetic acid-amido synthetase GH3.6. The transcript is spliced from 3 exons. Gene Ontology annotation, cellular component: cytoplasm. Lineage: Eukaryota; Viridiplantae; Streptophyta; Magnoliopsida; Asterales; Asteraceae. The record is from RefSeq and is a predicted model, not a curated record. Gene Ontology annotation, molecular function: indole-3-acetic acid amido synthetase activity. Bases 104 to 1186 code for a protein of 360 amino acids.